AUGGCACAAGUGUUUACAUCUUCCACUAUACCGCUAAGUUUAGAACGUCAUGAACCACACGGACACCCACAUAUAGAGACAGGAUCAUUGCCACCGCCGCCAAAAGAACCAAUAGAAGAAACAGGCUAUAUAUCUCCAAUUUUCCAUUGUAUGUUAGCAGGUGGGUUUGGUGGAAUGGUUGGUGAUACCGCAAUGCAUUCAUUAGAUACAGUGAAAACUAGACAGCAAGGUUUCCCUCAUAAUGUCAAAUAUAAAAAUAUGAUACCUGCUUAUAGAACAAUACUAAGAGAAGAAGGAUUUUUCCGAGGAUUGUAUGGAGGUUAUACUCCUGCUAUACUUGGAUCAUUCCCUUCAACUGCUGCAUUUUUUGGUACUUAUGAAUAUACCAAACGAAAAAUGAUUAAUGAUCUUCAUAUGAAUGAAACAGUAGCGUAUUUUAUUGCCGGGGUAUUGGGUGAUUUAGCAUCAAGUGUAUUUUAUGUUCCUUCAGAAGUAUUAAAAACAAGAUUACAAUUACAAGGGAAACAUAAUAAUCCUUUCACAAAAGAAUGUGGUUAUAAUUAUAAAAAUUUAAGAAAUGCUGUAUCAACAAUAGCGAAAGUUGAAGGAGCCAAAACAUUUGCAUUUGGAUAUAAAGAAACUUUAUUUAGAGAUUUACCAUUUAGUGCAUUACAAUUUGCAUUUUAUGAAAAAUUCCGUCAAUUAGCAAUUUAUUAUAAUGGAUCAGAUGAUGAUUUACCUGUAUCCCUUGAACUCUUAACUGGGUUCUGUGCCGGUUCAUUAGCAGGAUCAAUGACUACACCUUUGGAUGUCAUUAAGACUCGUAUUCAAACAGCUACCAAUACCAGAGAAUUAUCGGAAUCAAUAUCUCAAAAAUCAAAUAGUUUGGUUAAUUUAUUGAAUAAGAAUGCAACAUUAAGAGCACUUGUAUCGAUAUAUAAACAUGAUGGGAUAUUUGGGGCAUUUUCAGGAGUUGGUCCAAGAUUUAUUUGGACUGGUAUUCAAAGUUCAAUUAUGCUUUUAUUAUAUCAAGUUUCUCUUAGGAAAUUAGACGUGUAUUUAGAUGAUGAUAGGGCAUUACAAGCAUAG
Hemisphaericaspora subhashii is the source of this 1089-nucleotide messenger RNA. RefSeq lists its product as uncharacterized. The coding region runs from base 1 to 1089 and encodes 362 amino acids. The transcript has a single exon. Gene Ontology annotation, biological process: magnesium ion export from mitochondrion. Gene Ontology annotation, molecular function: magnesium ion transmembrane transporter activity. The record is from RefSeq and is a predicted model, not a curated record. NCBI's taxonomy places the organism in Eukaryota, Fungi, Ascomycota, Pichiomycetes, Serinales, Debaryomycetaceae.